Molecule: messenger RNA, 332 nt
Organism: Moneuplotes crassus
Lineage: Eukaryota; Ciliophora; Spirotrichea; Euplotida; Euplotidae
Source: the annotation of a GenBank genome assembly
UGAAUAACUUAGAAGUAGUCAGCAUGUGGAUGGAAGAAGCUCUUCUUAUUGCUAUAAGCAUACCUCGAAGCAGAAGAUCUAGAAGUAGUACCACCUCUUUUUGUACCUGUACUCGCCUUUUUAGUACCUUUACUAGCAGCCUUUGGAGCUGCCUUGAUAGCCCUUGUUGUAUUAGACUUACUUGAAGCAGCUCUACUGCCCUUUUUGCUGAUAGAGUAUGUAGUCUUGCUCACUACUGUUGUCUUAUUUGUUACUGUCAUUUUCAUGUAAGAUGAUUUGCUUGACUUUGCCGAUUUGCACAUUUUAGAAGUCCUACUUUUCACCAUAAUUAA